AUGACAACGCGGCAGACCGCGUGGCCGGGCUUUCCACCAUCGUUACACUACGGGGUGCCUGUGCCGAGGCCAUCGUACUGGACUGGGGACUAUGCAGGCGUGCCGGUGGGGAUGCCUCGUUUGCACCGUACAGCGAUGGAGAUGCCAAUUCAAAAAAUGCCCCGUGCACCCCAAGAGAUGCUUCCCAGUAAUGAGAGGGAGACUGUAACCCUGCUUGGCUGUAGCAGCAGUUGGGAUAGGUCACAAAAACAUCCACAUGAGAAGAUCUGCCAUUCCAAACUCCACCUGCAAGACAGCUUCCAAACGACCUUCUACAGCCCCAUCACACAGGAUCCAAAGCACAAACUGAACGAAGUGAGGCCAUCAUGGCACGUGAAUAGCAGCACAGCUGUUUGCAUGGAUCGAGCAGCCCUGAUGAGCUUCUCUGUGGACAUGGAGCAGGAAAGACGCAGAGAGUGGGCAAAGCCUGAACUCAGGAGCCAGACUGCAAUGACACAAAACCAGACUGCUGACUUCAAAUAUGCUGAAGUCAGUCCAUUACAGUCAACAACUGAGAAGGUGUCUUCUUCUGUAGACACUGUGGCUGAUGAGGCUAGCUUAAGCUUUGAAGAUCAGAGUGACAACUUCCACAGCAUCAUGGAGGAUGAUAAGAGCAUACUUGUCUGUCUGGAAAGCAAAGAUGUGAAGGCACAUAACAGUGGGGUUCACUCAGGUCCAGUCACCACUAACAGUGAGGUAGCCAGCAGUGAGAACUUGAAGUCUGAUCAGUCUGUCAUCAAGAAGAACACUGCAGAAAAGUACACCUCCCCAAUACCCUGCGUUAUGACCUGUGACAUCAUGGCUGGCACUGAGCUGGCACUGUGCAUGACAGCCUUCACCCAGACUGAAGAUCCAAAAACAUCUGAUAUGAACGUCAUUACUGAAGUCCACAUGGCAGAUCUGGACUAUAUCGCUGAGGAAUUUAACAAACUGAAGGCAGCUGAAGGGGAACUGAGAGAGCAAAAAGAGAACAUGAACAGAUUGGGUUGUAAAUUGAGACAGGAAUGUGAUUAUAUAUAUAUAUAUAUACAUGCUCAGCAAGCAGAGCUGUGCCUCCUGGCCCUGUAGUACAGUAUGUGCAGACAGCACUGCUGGAGACUCUAUAUACCUCUGCUUGAGGAGACAACAAUAUUGAUCAGGCCAAAGAACCUUCCUGCAGACAUUUUAAAUGUUCUGCAAAAACUGGAAUCUGAUUAUACUCAGAUGAGGGAUGAGAUCCUAGCAGGGGUUCCACUGGAGCAACUUGAGCCUCUGUCUGUUGACUCUGAGAAGACGACCACAGGAGCAAGUUACAUCCCUGCACAGAUCAUUGGUGAUGUGCUGGGAAGUGUUCCAUCUUGGAGCUCCCAGGAGCAACAUUAUGUUUUAGGUGAAUCCAAUGAAAGUCAAAGCAGAAAUACCUGCCAGAGUCAGAGAAAAGAGCAGACCAGGAGAGCAGGGGGAGAUGUCCCGUUUGUCACCCAGGAUGGAGACGCUAUUCAUAAUGCAAACAAGCAAGAAGAAAAACAGACACCUGCCGUCAAAGAGCUCAACAGAAGCGAGGUGUGGUAUGAUGCUGAAGAGGACCUGGAGUCUGCAGGACCUGCAGUAGCUGCCGAGAUGGGACAGGACCCAACAGUGAUCACAGAAGAUAAGAACAAUGAAUCGGCCAGUGAGGAGGCCAAGAGCUCACUACUCUGUGUUUCCAACCUGCCCUGUAAUGUGACAGAGAGUGACUUGACACUGUGGUUUGAGAAAUACCAUGCCUCUGAAGUCAGCAUCUCUGCUUUAAAGAAUGAUUUGAGAGUUGCCAUAGUGGUGACAAGGGGACGUCAGUCUGCUGAGGCUGCAGUGAGAGAGCUUAACGGCUGCAGCAUGCAAGGCCAUACUUUACAUGUGCAGCACGUCAGUGGAACCAUUGGUGGUAGCCACAGUCAGGCCUUCACCUCCAUCAGUGGGCGUGAGUCUUCACAGGGUGCCACCAAACCACAAACCUCCAAGACUGAACCCAGCGGCGCUGAGAGAAAGCUGAUAACUCAGUCAGUGCUCUGCUCCAGCAUCAGGACCAGGAAGGUAGUCUCCACCUCCCCCACAGCAAAGGGCACCUAUGUGCCCCAACACUUUGGCACCAUGGGCAGCUUUGAUACGUUGAUGGCCGAGCUGAUGCAGCGCCACCCAGAUGUUGUAAGGCAGAGGAUUGUGGAUGCUCUGAUAGAGCUGAAUACCAAACAUCAGGGCGUCCUCUGCAGCCUGCCCCUCAGCACCAUCAGGGAGAUGACUUCUGAGCUUCUGACCAGGUGUCCGCACCCACUGCAGGCGCGCUCAGCGGGUGUCGGCCGUCAUAUGGCGUUCAGCCCGGAGAGGAGCGGGUUAAUGUUCGUAGCUGCGAGUGGGCGGAGAGUCCAGCUGGGACGCAAACGGCACAGCGCCACAAUUCACCUUCGAACAGCUUUUGGACCGCAUCGGAACGAGAACUACCGAGAACCCGAUGGAGAAGUUUGUGAGUUGCUGGCAGCUAUGUGUGAAGUAGUCAAGACGUGGAAGUUCGAGGCGUCCGGACUCAGAUACUCAGCGGAGUCGAGUUCAAGGAGCAGAUCAACAGGAGCGUGUGGAGCGGCCGCGGGCUGCACUCUGUGA
Molecule: messenger RNA, 2655 nt
Organism: Chelmon rostratus (copperband butterflyfish)
Lineage: Eukaryota; Metazoa; Chordata; Actinopteri; Chaetodontiformes; Chaetodontidae
Gene: rbm44
Product: RNA binding motif protein 44
Molecular function (GO): RNA binding
Source: RefSeq, a predicted model, not a curated record